Zingiber officinale is the source of this 1619-nucleotide messenger RNA. Its product is annotated as ribokinase. Gene Ontology annotation, biological process: D-ribose metabolic process. The record is from RefSeq and is a predicted model, not a curated record. Bases 113 to 1225 code for a protein of 370 amino acids. The transcript has 4 exons. Gene Ontology annotation, molecular function: ribokinase activity. NCBI's taxonomy places the organism in Eukaryota, Viridiplantae, Streptophyta, Magnoliopsida, Zingiberales, Zingiberaceae.
UAAGUACUGGCCCUUCGAGGAAAAGUUACAUUUUGGUCCAUGCAAGAUUUCAUUAUUAUAAGCAAGGCCGCAGAGUUGCUGUUCGUACUCAUCGGCGAUCAACGCAUCACCCAUGAAAUCCUUAACUCAAAUCCCACUCGUUUCCUCUCCGCCACAGCAGCAGCGCCGCCGCUGCGGGUGGAGUACUGCUGGGAAUCCUCGCCGUCCUACCCCGACCCACCUCUCCUUCGCCUUAUACGCCGCCUCCCCCUCCCUCUCCGCUUCCUCCUCGCCGGAGAAGCCCGUGGUCGUCGUGGGCUCCGCCAACGCCGACAUCUACGUUGAGAUCGAUCGCCUUCCUCUCGAGGGAGAGACCAUCGCCGCUCGCGGCGGCCAAACCUUGGCCGGAGGCAAGGGUGCUAACCAGGCCUGUUGUGGGGGCCGCCUCGACCACCCGACUUACUUCGUUGGCCAGGUCGGCGACGACGCCCAUGGGCGCCUCAUCGAGGAUGCCCUCCGCAGUGGAGGCGUUCUCGUCGACCGCCUCGCCCGGGUGCCCAGCGCGCCCACUGGGCAUGCCGUGGUGAUGCUGCAGCCCGACGGGCAGAACACGAUCAUCAUCAUUGGCGGGGCUAACAUGAACUGCUGGCCGGAGGAUCUGCGCGACGAGGACUUGGAAGUGGUGCGUAGGGCGGGAGUAGUGCUGCUGCAGCGGGAGAUCCCCGAUAGGGUUAAUAUUCAGAUUGCUCAGGCUGCAAAAAAUGCAGGAGUUCCUAUUAUUCUCGAUGCUGGAGGGAUGGAAUCUCCUAUUCCUGAUGAACUCCUGAAGCUUGUGGAUUUUUUCAGUCCAAAUGAAACAGAGUUAGCUCGUUUGACAGGAUUGCCAACUGAAUCUCUUGAGCAGAUCACUUAUGCUGUGGAGAAAAUCCAUGAAAAGGGCGUCAAGAAGAUAUUGCUGAAGCUUGGUGCAAAGGGAUCUGUUCUGUUUGUCGAAGGGGAAGAUCCAAUCAUGCAGCCCAUAAUACCUGCUUCAGUAGUUCUUGACACCACGGGAGCCGGUGACACAUUCACUGCUGCAUUUGCUGUGGCUCUUGUAGAAAGCAAACCCAUGAAAGAAUGUUUGGAAUUUGCUGCCGCAGCUGCCUCAUUGUGUGUUCAAGCUAAGGGGGCCAUCCCAAGCAUUCCAAGCAGAGCUGCCGUGUUGGAGCUUCUGCAAUCUUUCCAAGAAGAUGCUACUACCAAGUGAGAAGUUAAAAGAAUUCUCAAAUCUUCAGAAUAAGCAUCUCUCCUUUUUGUUCCUCCAAGUGGACGCAUUUGCUCAAGGACUUGGAUUUGCAUCAUGAAACAUGUAAUAAGGUCUGGAACCAGUCAUAUCUUUAGAGUCCAUUUUCCUUUAACCAGUGUGUUUGUGCCAGCAGUCAAUGGAAGGCUCAUGUUACCCUUCCAUGAUCUACAACUCUGUUGCAAGGAAGCAAAAAGUAGCAGCCAUCUUUGCCUUUUUUCUUCUUAGUGAGGUCAGGUGUUGGGGGAUGUGAUCCAUUUCCUUAGAUAUCAAUUUUAAGUUAAAAUCACAAUAUUGUAGAGAGAUUGUAGAGAAGUCUUCUGUUUAUCUCACCAAUAAAUUUAUUCUUAAAAAGUAA